GAGGAAGCUUCAAAAUUAAAACACAUCAACUUAAAAUAAAAGCUAAAGUUAAAGAGUUGUUAAUUUUAAAAUAGUUUGUUAUUUUUAAAUUAUUCUGAAGCCAUCGUUACUAAGUUAAACAACAAAGAAGCAGUUCAUUAAAAAUAAACUUUAAUUGAAAAUUAAAAUAAUAAUACAAAAAAAAAAAUAUGUUUAAACAAACAAUUUCUUUGUUGGCCUUAAUUUUAGCCUUAUUUGCAGUUGUUAUUUGUAAUGGCCAAAACCCAGUGGAAAAGUUAAAAGUUUUAGUUUUAUAUGAAUCUUUAUGCCCGGAUAGUGUACGUUUUAUGGGCCGUCAGUUGGGUCCCAGCUAUGAUGAAUUAAAGGACUAUAUUGACAUAUCGUUAGUGCCAUUUGGUAAAUCUCAGUCCAAAAACAAUGGCGCCCAAUUCUUUUGCCAACAUGGUCCUCGUGAGUGCUUUGGCAAUCGCCAGCAAUCGUGUGUUUUGCAACAAACCAAAGAUCAAUUGAGUCAAGUUAAAUUUGCCGUUUGCCAAAUGACCAUACCCGAUAAUUCUAAUAUUCAAUUUUGCGCUGAAUCGGUUGGCCUCUCAAGUGACAUUGACACUUGCAUGAAUACCGAAUUGGGAACUUUGCUGCAAUUGGAAGCUGAACGCACAACUCACUCAUAUGGCAUAAGUUUUGUGCCCACCAUAAUAUACGAUGGCGUUUUCGAUCAACAAUUACAGGACCGCUCGUUACGUGAUUUCCGCGGUACAGUUUGUGGUUUGUUACAAAAAAGGGGCACUAUUUCCUUCCACGAUGCAGUGUGUCAAUAACAUCUCUUACAAUCUGACUGUUUUUUUUUGCAAAAAAACACAACGCAAUUUAAGUUAAAAUCCAGUUCUCUUUUUUUUGAAGUUUUCUUUUUGUAAUUGUUAACACAAAAAUAAACAAAAAAAAAUUAUUUAAGACAAA
Calliphora vicina (urban bluebottle blowfly) is the source of this 957-nucleotide messenger RNA. Its product is annotated as GILT-like protein 1. Bases 189 to 818 code for a protein of 209 amino acids. Lineage: Eukaryota; Metazoa; Arthropoda; Insecta; Diptera; Calliphoridae. Gene Ontology annotation, molecular function: oxidoreductase activity, acting on a sulfur group of donors, disulfide as acceptor. The record is from RefSeq and is a predicted model, not a curated record. The transcript has 5 exons.